AGUCAGAGUCGGAUUUAUCGUCUGGGUCUGGGUCUGGAAAAGAUCUUGGAUCUUGGUCUCGGCUUUCGGUUUCGUUUGUGUGUCUUGAAUUCGGUUUCUGUUUCGGUUUCAGUUUCAAUCUCGAAUUCAGUUUGCUGCCGCGUUCGCACGGAUCGAGUCGUGUGCACGGUUAAAGUCACUCAACAAAAAAAAAUAUAUAUAUUAGAAAACAUAUACCAACGCAUUUUGUGGCCAAGAUAGGCUCCUCGCUCUUAUAUUCGGGUCAAUGCUGUGCUCUGCAUUGCCAACGUUAUGCUAAUUACCGAAAGGAUUCAAAUCAUAGCAUACAUCAUCGGUUACAAUCUCUUUGGCAAGACUUCGUCGCACCGCUGGUGAAAAAUUCCGCGCCCGGUGACCAACCCGCCAAAUAAGCGCUAGAAAUAAAAAGAUACACAGCCAGGAGAAUAGCUAGCAACAUAUAUGAAUAUAUAUUACGAAUAUAUUUAUUAAAUAUAUCAAACAACAAAUUCGCAAAACGUGCCAAAUAUAAUUUAAAUCUAUUUAUUUUGUUUAACAAAGAGCUAAUAAGACUAAAAUAUAUAAAUUAGUAAGUCGUUUAAUUUAAUUCCUCUACAAAAGGAAGUUGACGCAGGAGCAGCCGUUGGCUUCAUCAUGACGAAGCCAAAACUGCUGAUUAGUUUAAUUUUAUGGUGCCUUUGUGCUCCCAGUCUGACACUCCGUAUCCCCGAGGACCUCGAGAACGCCGCCAUCAAUGCCCUGAGCUCCGAACGUGCCCGGUCCCUGACCCCUUGUGGAUCCUCGGCGGAGGCGGAGGGCAGCGUGGCCGGCGACUAUGACGUUUGCCCGCCGAGCAAGUACCGCCAGCCGACCGCUGAGUGCAACAACGUGUCCCACCGGAAGUGGGGAGCACGGGGAGACAUCUUCCAGCGUCUGCUGGCUGCUGAUUACGCCGAUGGUGUGAGCCAGCCGAGGACCUCUAAGGGCACCCAUGCUCUACCCGACGCCGAGCUGGUGAUCGAGCAACUGCAGCGCCAUGUGGAAGGCGAGCUGCGCCACGCCCACAUCACUGCCAUGCUGCCCGCCUGGGGCCAACUGUUGGCCAAUGACCUGGUCGAGGUAGGACAGCUGCCCAUCUCCGGAAAGUGCUGCGAGCGCGACUCCGCCGUCAAGGAUCCCAGCGAGCUGCAGCAGUGCUUCGUUCGGGCAGGACCCGACUGCAAGGAGUACAAGCGAUCGGCACCAGGAUUCGACUCGGAGGCGUGUCAGAAGCACACUCGCCAGCAGAUGAACAUUGCCUCGGCCUACAUUGAUGGCUCUGGACUGUAUGGCUCCACUCGCCACGAAUUCGACCAGUUGCGCACCUACAUCAGUGGCGGAGUGAAGGUGGAGUCCUGCAAGUACUGCCAGGUGGCUGGAGCCACCGGAGCACUGCAUCGUGCUCUGCUGCAGCAGCACAACAACAUCGGCGAGCGGCUGUCGCACAUCAAUCCCGAUUGGUCCGAGGAGGAUGUGUUCCUGGAGGCCAGACGUAUCAUCACGGCCACCAUUCAGCACAUCACCUACAACGAGUUCUUGCCUUUGGUCCUGGGCCAGGAAACCACUGCCAAGGAGGGUCUGAGACUGACUGCCGAGAAGCACUCGAGCAACUACUCCAGCUCGGUGAGGGGGGGAAUCUACAAUGAGUUCGCCACCGCCGCCAUGCCCGCUUUCUGGAGCAUGUAUCCCCCAGAGAUGCUGGCCAAGAAGAUGUCCGCCCACGAGCUGCUGUCCAUUGCCGCCCUGCAGAAGUCACUGGUUCCCAGUCAAACGAAUGCCGAGGGUUGGUCCGAGUUGGCUCUCGCCGUUCAUCGCGGUCGUGACCACGGAGUGGCAUCCUAUGUACAUGCCCUUGAUCUCUGCGAGCGUCGAUUCGCCGACCAGAGUGCUGCCAAUGUGAGCUUCGAUACCUUAGCCCAGGUUUCCAACAUUCCCGAGGAGUACAUCACCAAUCUGCGUGACAUUUACCAAAACGCAAAGGACAUUGAUUUGUUGGUGGGUGCCCUUCUGGAGGAGCCCGUGGUUGGAGCUCUCUUUGGACCCACAAUCAGCUGCUUGCUGACCUUGCAGUUUGAGCAGCUGAAGCAGACCGAUCGAUUCUGGUACGAAAACGAGAUCCCGCCCUCGUCCUUCACUCUGGACCAGCUGAAGAGCAUUCGCCAGACGACUCUGUCCGGUUUGCUGUGUGGCUCCCAUCAAGUGAGCACCGCCCAGUCCAAGGCUUUCAUUCUGGAGGACAACUACCUGAAUUCCAUUUUGGACUGCGACCAGCUGCCCAAGUUUGAUCUGAAGCCCUGGCAAGUAAACCCUGAGGAUGAGGUGCACGUGGACCACGUUGAGGUGGAACCAGCGACCAAGGAAGCAAUCGCCGAGCUGAGUCCCGAACUGAUCGAGGCUGCUGUGGAGCGUGCCAAGCAAGAAUUGGAGGAACGCAAGCGCUUCGAGUACGAAGUGUGGCGCACUAAGGGUGGCAUCAGUGCCCGAUCCCCCGACGGUACGGCUGCCUCCUUCAGCAAGGCCAACUUGGCUGCCCUGAACCUGGCCAACUCCUCCCUGAUCUUCGAGCUGACCUCCAACGAGAUUGUGAAGACCCUCAACCACAUAACCAGACGCAAGCGUCAGAUCUUCAACCCCAACCAGAAUGCUUUCAAUCGUAACGAGCUGACCGAUACCCUGCAAACGGUGGACAUUAGUGGACUACUUGGUGGUGCGCAGAACUCACUGGAUACAUGCCCGGAGCCCAGUCAGCAGUGCGAUGCGAACUCGCCCUUCCGUACUCUGUCCGGAAGGUGCAACAAUCUGCGUAAUCCCAACUGGGGCAAGUCACUGACCACCUUCUCCCGCCUGCUGCCCGCUCAGUAUGAGGACGGCAUCUCGGCACCCAGGGUGACUGGUGUGACCGGCACCGCAUUGCCCAAUCCCAGAACCAUUUCCACCACAAUCCAUCCUGAUAUUUCCAACCUGCACACUCGCUACUCCCUGAUGGUUAUGCAGUUCGCCCAGUUUGUCGACCACGACUUGACUUUGACCCCGAUCCACAAGGGUUUCCACGAGUCCAUCCCCAGUUGCCGACCCUGCAACUCCCGCCAGACGGUGCAUCCCGAGUGUAAUCCCUUCCCGGUGCCCGCUGGCGAUUUCUACUAUCCCGAAGUGAAUGUGACCAGUGGCGAGCGUUUCUGCUUCCCCUCGAUGAGAUCGCUGCCUGGACAGCAAUCGCUGGGACCUCGCGAUCAGAUCAACCAGAACACUCACUUCCUGGACGGCUCCAUGGUGUACGGAGAGACCACUUGUCUGUCAAACAAGCUCCGUGGAUUCUCCGGACGCAUGAACAGCACCCAAGUAAGGGGCAAGGAACUCCUGCCGCUGGGACCCCACCCCGAGUGCAAGUCCCGCAACGGUCUGUGCUUCCUUGGCGGCGAUGAUCGUGCAUCCGAGCAGCCAGGUCUGACUUCCAUUCACACCGCCUUCCUGCGUGAACACAACCGCAUUGUUGAGGGUCUGCGCGGAGUGAAUCCUCACUGGAAUGGAGAACAGCUCUUCCAUCAUGCCCGUAAAAUUGUCAGUGCCCAGGUGCAACAUAUCGUGUUCAACGAGUUCCUGCCCCGCAUUCUCAGCUGGAAUGCCGUCAAUCUGUAUGGUCUCAAGCUUCUGCCCCAGGGAUACUACAAGGACUACAACCCAUCGUGCUCUCCGAUUGUUUUCAACGAGUUUGCCGCUGCUGCCUUCCGUAUUGGUCACUCCCUGCUGCGUCCCCAUAUUCCCCGUCUGAGUGUCCAGCACCAGCCUGUGGAGCCCCCACUACUGCUCCGCGAUGGUUUCUUCCGCAUGGAUGCCCUGCUUCAGCCUGGAAUCAUUGACGAAAUCCUGCGUGGUCUGGUGGCCACUCCAAUGGAGACCCUGGAUCAGUUCAUCACCGGCGAGGUGACCAACCAUUUGUUCGAGGACCGCAAGAUUCCUUUCUCUGGCAUUGAUCUGAUCGCCCUGAAUAUUCAGAGAGCUCGUGAUCAUGGAAUCCCCUCGUACAACAACUACCGAGCCCUUUGCAAUCUGAAACGCGCCACCAACUGGAACGACUUGAGCCGCGAGAUUCCCACCGAGGUCAUCAACCGAUUCCAGAAGGUCUACGCCAGCGUAGAUGACAUUGACCUGUUCCCUGGUGCCAUGACUGAACGUCCCCUGCAGGGCGGUCUGGUUGGACCCACCUUGGCCUGCAUCAUUGGCAUCCAGUUCAGGCAGCUGCGCAAGUGCGAUCGCUUCUGGUACGAGAACCAGAACCCAGAGGUCAAGUUCACGGAGGCUCAGCUGGCUGAGAUCCGUAAGGUGACGCUGGCCAAGAUCGUUUGCGAGAACCUGGAGAUCAGCGGAGAUAUGAAGCGUGCAGCCUUCGAUUUGCCUAGCAACUUCCUGAACCCACGUGUGCCCUGCUCCUCGAUGCCCCAGAUCGACCUGAACGCCUGGCGCGAAAAUGUCCAGGGAUGUCAGAUUGGCAACCGCAAUGUCCGUGUUGGUGAAUCCGCCUUCCCAUCACCCUGCACCAGUUGUGUCUGCUCCGCCGAGGGAGCUCAGUGCGCCUCUCUGCGCAUCACGGAUUGCGGCCAGUUGAUUCGGCAGUGGCCCAAGGAGGCCAUUCUGCGUGAUGAGGUGUGCAACUCGCAGUGCGGCAUCUAUUUGACCGGUCAGCAGGCCAGUGGCUUCAAUGCCCAACAGCGACAGGGUCAGGCUCAGCCACGUGUGACCCGAUCCCGCAACCAGAAUCUCUUCAAGUUCCCCGACCUAACGCCCUUCAUUGCUUCCCUGUAAGAUGGAGCGACUGAAUCGUCAACUUUGGGUGCGGAGUAAGCACAAGCUACCAAUAUUGAAACGCAUUUUGUAAAUAAAUCUUGCGUUUGUACAUAUGUUUCUUUGUUGAUUGCUUGCCUGAAGACUUGUUCAAUGCAACAAACAAACAUGACUUAAACUAAACGCUCGGCCCCAUCAUCAGACACUUGCAAUUCGCAGUGUCCUAGCUAUAUCCUAAUUAAAAUUACAGCAUAACUAUUAACAAAUUACAAUAAACGCCUUAUGUGAGUAAAAUAAUA
This is a messenger RNA of Drosophila teissieri, 5114 nucleotides long. RefSeq names its product myeloperoxidase. Lineage: Eukaryota; Metazoa; Arthropoda; Insecta; Diptera; Drosophilidae. Gene Ontology annotation, biological process: response to oxidative stress. The coding region runs from base 652 to 4836 and encodes 1394 amino acids. The transcript is spliced from 9 exons. Gene Ontology annotation, molecular function: heme binding; peroxidase activity. The record is from RefSeq and is a predicted model, not a curated record.